CCCGCCAAAAGGUGGUGCGAUAUCGCAUUUCGCGUCAUUUGAGCUUCAGCAUUGUACGUAAGCGUACAUCACGUUGCCGGCGUACUGCGCACUUCUUUGUUAGGGAGCCUAAAUGCAAGCGGCGUUGCAUGUAGGCUCCCUAUUCUUUGUGUUUGCGCUCUUACGCAUACGUCCUUCGGACAUGGCUUCAAAAUGCCUUGUUGAGUUUCGGGAAAAGAAGAUCGUCGUUAAUUUUGACGAGUCGUUGACGCGGCAAGAGCUGCUCGCAAACCUGCAGGCAUCAGGUGUCCUGCCGAAUGUCGAUUCAGCACAGCUAAAAUUCACGGUGUAUGAUGAAGACUUCAAAGUAUUUGUAGAUGUCUCAGAUGACUUUGUCAUUACUGACAAACUUAAAGUGCAACUAAAAGAAGUGAGCGAGUACAGGGUUGCGGAUGUUUUGGACGUUGAAGUAGCACAAAUGCCGCUGCAAGUAGCACCUACAUUUAUGUCAUACACGCUCCCACCAGUACCACUGGACAUUCAGAUGGCUAUUGAGAAGCAUCGAGCUGGGAUGCACUUUGAAAAGAGGCAGCGGCUCAUCCAGUGGUUGUUUCACGACCUCUGCUCAUAUGGAAUGCAACCAGGAAAGCUCUACGAGGAAGCAGGGAAAGCACUUGUUGCAAAAUACCCCAGUUUGGCUGACAGCACUGGCACCGGAUAUGAUUCCUGGAGGGAAUCGUUGCGCUUCAAGGCGAAGUACGAAAGAAGAAAGAUAAAGAUCCAGCGCGGGGAAAUUGUGCCUACCAAGAGGCCUCAAACAAGUAGUACAUUGACCAGUGGCGAGACAACGGUGAAAAGAACGAAAAGACCUACUGCUGGUAUUGAAGUGUGGGAUGGCGAAGAUGAGAACAGCAUCAGAAGCCACAUCGCUGCCAUGAAAAAGGAGCUUGCAAAACCAAAGGCUGACGUUUCAUAUGUCGCAGAUUGCAUGUUACGGACAUUCAGAAUCCGACGGGACUGGAUAGAAAAAGAGUGCCCAUCGAUCCAGGCUAUCACAGAUGAAUAUCCAUCACUGAAAUUGCGCACCAUGCUUCACAACGAGUUUACACUGCAAACAGGUGUGGACUUGAGUACAACACUGCGACCACUCCUGCGUGCUGUUGCAAAGAAAGUCAUUGAAAUCGCCCAGAAGAAAAGGCACCUUGAGGCAUUUCUUGCGGAUUUUGACAGUCGCUGGGAGGCUGCCACUGAUGAGAAAAGAAAUGAUCUGAUGGAGACCGCUGCAAUUUGUUUGCUGCCCUGUCUCGUUAAGGAGCGCAAGGAAGCAUUUUUGACAACUGACAGCAGCACUGUGCACAGCGUGCCUACCGUGGUAUGCACCAUUGAUGCGUGGGAUUCGACACCCUUUAGGGUCUGUCUGGAGGAUAUCGAAAUUCAAGAGAUCACGCUGCCAGAAGCCCUGUCAACAUUGUUCGCCCUUUAUUGGGCGUUCGACAUCGUGUUUGCAAAAGGGGUGCACAAAACGCUGGAAGUGAUUGCUAAACUUUUGAAUGUACCAAGCAACGCGCACCUCUCGCCACUAGCGCGUGUUGCGUAUACAGUGUUAAAAGCGUGCAUCAGUUGAGAAUUAAGCAUGAUGUCCUUGUGUAAUUUUGGUUGAAAACAUUUUAUGUAUUGCUUUAUUUAUUUGCCAGGCGUGCAUUUUAAUCGGUUUUUUUUGCCUGUCUUGUACAUUACAUCAUAUAUCAAUAAAACCUAUUUCAUGACGUUUUUCAUGAGUCACUUUUUGCCUUAUAUUUCCAGUGUCUGCCAAUGUAGUAAAAUACUUGGAGGCAUUCAUAGUGAAUUUUCAAUGUGGAAAUUGCAUUGCAGCUUGUCAUAUAUAAAGCAUGCUGUGGGACAAAAUGGCA
Molecule: messenger RNA, 1889 nt
Organism: Dermacentor silvarum
Lineage: Eukaryota; Metazoa; Arthropoda; Arachnida; Ixodida; Ixodidae
Exons: 9
Coding region: 113-1603 (496 amino acids)
Source: RefSeq, a predicted model, not a curated record